AUGGCGAGCCUCAAUAAUCAGCUAGCAACACGCAUCGUCAACGACGAUCGGCCGGUAGCAUUGCGCAGAAAGCGUCGCGGCAGUGUUGAGCCCACCAGAAAUUCCGUUCCAUCCUCCUCCCGCUCGCAACCCAAGGCCUCCCAAACUGCCUCUGGCAUAUCGACCCCUCCGGAGACUCCCAAACGAGAAAAGAAACGCGUGCGAUUUUCUGAUCCAUGCCCAGAAAUUCAAACCGAAUCAUCGUCGUCAGGCCUAACUCCCUUUUUCGGGAGAUCAUCGCUUGGAACACCAGCAUCGAAUCGCCGCCACUCAACGCCCGCCGCGUUAUGGAACCGCGCCGAAUACAAUCUCCCGGUAUCCGGAACCCUGCAGUUUGCGCCGCUGCGGCAAGUGCUUGAUGGAAGGAUCAAACGGCGAUUGAAGAGGAAUAGGCUGAGCGAAGAGAUAAACAUUAUCGAGUAUGACAAGAGGCAUGAAGCAAGGGCACGGAAGACGGAGGUGGAAAGGCUCAGGCAAGAAUUAGCAGCCAAGGAUCAGGAAGUGCAGACUCUGAUGGACGAACAAGAAGUUGCCACUCAAAUUGAAGAAGAGUCUGGAUUGGCGGUCUCGGUCAAUAUAGGCAGCGCCCAAAGCGCGAGGAUCCAGGAGUUGGAACAAGUGAUAUCAGAGCUGAGAUCCGAGCUUCGGCGAAAAGAGGAAGAUCCAAUACAAAGUCCAAACUGGACUAUGGCGGCGAGGGACCCCUUCAAUUUUGACAACGAUGACAAUGUGAUCACGAAUUACGACGAUAACUUUGGAGAUAGCGAUAUGCUCACAACCCCAACCCGCCUUAACACUUCGUUUCCAUCGCCUCCAUCGACCGUUCCGAACACACCUUGCCGUUUAAUCUCCUCCACAAGUGCCGGUGUCCAAGCAUGCCUACCUAUCCCGGACCCGGAAAAUGACACGUUAAAGUCGCAGCUCGAUUCUCUACGAGCAGAGUUAGCGAAACUGACAUCCGCAAUUGCUUUGAAGGAAGAUAACCAUUUACGUAUCGCCGAAAAGCUUUCUGAAUUCUUCCCAGUCGAUGAAUCCUGUGACUACACAAAGCUAGAUUUUGCACUUGACACCGUGCUCACCCAGCUUGCUGUCGCUCAAUCCGAUGCCAAGGAGCAUCUCUUUGCCUUUUCGGCCCUAAGCACCGAGAUCACCGGCCUUGGAUUUCCUUUGGCGGGCCCCGAAGAAACUCUCAAAGCGAUUGCCACGCAGUUUAGGAGAGCAAGACUCGACUUAGAAUACCUGACCCCGGGCGAAGUCGUCGAGGGUUUUGAGAACGACAAAUUACUCGAUAUGCUUGUCUCUAGGGUUGGGGUUCUGCUCGCCAAGGCCAAGGAACAGGAAAGCACUAUUGAUGAAUAUCACGAGCAAGAAGUCUUGUUGAGACAGCAGCUCAAUACACGCGUCAGCGUCGCCGACGAUUUGCAUAGAGAAAUCUCACAUGUAAACAGAACUAUGGGCGAGUUGAGAGGGGAGAUGGAAGAAAAAGAUAUCAGCAAUCAGAGGCUCCAAUCUGCACUGGAAGGAUAUAGAAAGGAAGUGAUAGGGCUGGAAAAAUUGAUUGAGAAUAUGGAGGCCGAGGGACGUCGCCAGGAAGCGCAAUGGCAGAGCGAGGCGACAGAAUUACAAGGAGCACUCCGAGAUGAGAUGCUGAAACAUGAUACGACUCGUGCAAGUGAGCAGGGCAAAAACAUGAUUAUUAUAGAGCUGGAACACAGACUGGCCGCUGCUCUCCAGGCUGCUUCUAAGGUGCAAACUCAGCUUGCUACUCACGUUUCUACCAAGGAUGCUGCCCUGGCUAAUAAAGAUGCCACUAUCGAACUGUUGAAGAGUACGGCACUGCAACGUGAGAAAGAGCACGGCAAGUCCCUCGCGCUCUGCGACGCACGAGUUUGUGAACUACAAAGUGAGGUUGAACGUGUUAACGAAGCACUCAAGGCUGCACACCACACUAUUAUUGAGAUACGGAAAGACAACCAGGCUCUCGAAGCACAGGUUGAGGGCGAGAAGAAGCGAGAGAUUUUUGUUGUAAGGGCUAUAGGCGAUCAGUUGACUCGCGCUCUCGAGGCGGGCACGGGCUUCACAAAUGGCGAUAUAUCGGUUUUAGGCCCCAUUAGGAGCCAAAGAGCGGGAAGUGCCCCUGUUGAGGGAGAGCACAGUAUAGUGACGCAGGAUCAAGGGCAGCGUCCUGUGCGCAGAGCUGGAUUAUUUGAUGGGGAGUUGGCUAGAAGACGGUCUGGAAAGAAGAGGAGAAGAUAUGACAGUGGAUUGGGGUUCUUGGAUGAAGCUGAUGAGGGAAAUAUCGAGAUGUAA
Venustampulla echinocandica is the source of this 2349-nucleotide messenger RNA. RefSeq lists its product as uncharacterized. Lineage: Eukaryota; Fungi; Ascomycota; Leotiomycetes; Helotiales; Pleuroascaceae. The record is from RefSeq and is a predicted model, not a curated record. The transcript has a single exon. Bases 1 to 2349 code for a protein of 782 amino acids.